GAUAUCAGAGGAGAGAAAAAGGGAGACGGUUGACAUAAGCUGUUUUGUCCGCAACAUUACGCACAAGGCUGAAGGGGAUUGCCGAGUUAAAGGAGAAAAGAAAGUUAAAGAGUGAAGAACAUUUGACUUUUGAGGAAUUUAUUUAAACAAUUGCGGUUCUACUUCUGACCCCAUUGACAUUGGAUUAGCCUGUUCCCGGAUCAGCAUUUUGGGAGAACUUUGGUAUCCAGCAUGGAACCCGCCCAAUCAGAGAUGAGCAUCCUGCCCAAUGGGAAGAGUCAUGACCUGGCUGAAGAGAUGUGCGUACCAGUGAAGACCUUGCAUGAGGAGGAGCCAAAUGGCACUCACAGCAGCAGAUUUGAUGACCCGGAGGGAGCAACAGCAGAGAGUGAGGAGUUCUUGCCCACCGGUGGUGGCAAGAAGCCUGUGCGCUUCACUGACUUUGAAGGGAAGACCUCAUUCGGCAUGUCUGUAUUCAAUCUGGGCAACGCCAUCAUGGGAAGUGGCAUCCUCGGACUUUCAUUUGCCAUGGCAAACACUGGUAUCCUGCUGUUUCUGUUCCUUCUGACUGCAGUGGCUUUACUCUCAUUGUACUCGGUCCAUUUGAUGUUGAAGUCUGCUGGAGUUGUGGGGAUCCGGGCCUAUGAGCAACUGGGCCAGAGGGCUUUUGGUACACCUGGCAAGAUGGCCGCUGGCAUUGCCAUCACCCUGCAGAACGUUGGAGCCAUGUCCAGCUACUUGUACAUUGUUAAGUCUGAGUUCCCACUGGUCAUCCAGGCUUUCCUGAAGGCGGACGACACAUCUUCAGAGUGGUAUUUGAAUGGCAAUUACCUUGUGGUGCUGGUCAGCGUCUGCAUUAUUCUACCUCUGGCCCUUAUGAAACAGAUUGGUUACCUGGGCUACACCAGUGGCUUUUCACUCAGCUGUAUGGUCUUCUUCCUGACUGCAGUCAUCUACAAGAGGUUCCAGAUCCCCUGCCCCUUUGAGGACUACACAAGCAAUGUCACGGACGUGCACACUGUCUCUAACAUCUCAUUGGUUGACCAUGGCCACGCCUACCACAACGCACAUAUGGAUGAUGACUCCCACUGCGGCCCGCGCUUGUUCACGAUCAACUCACAGACAGCGUACACAAUUCCCAUCCUAGCGUUUGCUUUUGUGUGCCACCCUGAAGUGCUGCCCAUCUACACAGAACUGCGCAACCCCACCCAGAAGAGGAUGCAGAACGUGUCCAACGUCUCCAUCCUCAUCAUGUACACCAUGUACUUCCUGGCUGCGCUCUUUGGCUACCUUACCUUUUACGACAAAGUAGAGUCAGAGCUGCUUCACACUUACAGCCGCAUCGACCCCUUUGACACGCUGAUCCUGUGCGUCCGAUUGGCUGUGCUCACUGCUGUCACUCUGACGGUGCCAAUCGUGUUGUUCCCGGUGCGUAGAGCUAUCCAGCAGAUGGUCUUCCCGACGAGUGCCUUCAACUGGCUCCGCCACGUCGCCAUCGCUCUCAUCAUCCUCACCUUUAUCAACAUGCUUGUCAUCUUUGCGCCCAACAUCCUGGGCAUCUUUGGCAUUAUCGGUGCCACCUCUGCCCCAUGCCUGAUCUUCAUCUUCCCUGCAGCCUUCUACAUCCGCAUCAUCCCCAAAGACAAAGAGCCAAUGAACUCCACCCCUAAGAUUGUGGCGAUGGCUUUUGCUGCCUUAGGUGUCCUCUUCAUGUUCAUGAGCUUGAGCUUCAUCAUAAUUGACUGGACAACAGGCAGCAGCAAUGCGGGAGGCGGCCACUAGGGGGCUCCUCAUUUGGAUGGUGUUUGCGUGAAGUAUAGUGCAGUGAGAAUGUGUGAGUGUAUGAGAGUAUGCCUGUGUGUGUGUGUGUGUGUGUGUGUGUGUGUGUGUGUGUGUGUGUGUGUGUGUGUGUGUGUGUGUGUGUGUGUGUGUGUGUGUGCGCAGUGGCUGGGCCAGGGAUGGAUCAGUGGAAUGGAGGCAGUGAUGUUUGGGAAUCUUAACUUUUCAUGGGCAUUUUGUUUUUACUCGGAUCACACAGAAUGUUGUCUCCACCAAAGCGGAGCAAACCGUUAUUUUUCCGUCAGAAUCUCCAGAGGGCUUAAUCCACUUAGGUCAGACCAUUGAUAUACUGUUACAAGAGAAUCAGAGUUGAUCUUGCACUUUGUCAGGCCUGGAUGAAUAUACUUACCAAACAGCAGUAACCAGGUAUAGCCAAUGACAUGACUAGCAAAACAAACAAAGACAUACCAACAACAACAACCAAGAAAUUACUUCUGGUCAGUUCCCCUAACUUCUCCCUAAUGUUUUAAAUCAGGGCUGCAAAUCCACAGUUCACCAACUACUAGCCUACAUCAAAACAAGACCCCCCAGUAGGAAAUGAGCCUGAACUGGAUGAUGAGAACAUUCUGUAGAGAAAGUGCUUCUCUGGUCUGCAACUCAUUGACAGCACCAGGCUGUUCUUAGAAUCAGAAUCAGAGAUGUAGAUGUUAAAACUCCUCUGUACUUAGGAGGGAUGUAUUCACACUCAGACAAAUGUUUCCCCUUACUGUUUACCAAUUCACCCCUUCCAUCUGCCCCAUUCUCUUGGUGGCAUCCACUGGACCCAGCCCUACAUCGAACCUGUGGAUGUACAUAAGCACGAACCACGGCUAGUGCAGCACCCAUGCACAGCACAAACUUAAGUAGAAUUUUGUACACUUCUUUUUGGUAGGGAAACACUAUUAUUAUUUCAGCGUGUGUAUGUACAGUAUGUCGUGUUAGGUACUUAUAUGUAUAUACGCACACACAUAUAGACACAGAAGCUUUUAAGUUACAUUAUUUUUAUUAUUACAGAAUCGGAACUAAUGUGAUUUUUUUAGCUUAAUAGUGGCUCAAUGAAUGCUAUUUUAUGCAGAAAAGGGAGAGAUGUCAGUUGUGACAGUGUUAGUAUUUACGUGCCAAAGCCUACAUUAAACCAUCAUGGACUGAGUCAGGCCCUUUGCCCCCCUGAUCUCUACAUGAUAAAUUAUUCACAGGAGAUUAAAAAAACAGAAAUAAUGAAAACCUCAAAAAACAUAAUAUCUAUUUAUUUUAAUAUGUAUCAAGCGUUUCUAAGUUUUCAAGACAGGUUAUAUGUAUUUCAUCAGAUAGUGUGUAGACAGUACUUUAUGAUCAUGUACUUUACAAUCUUUUUCAGUGCCUAAUUGUGUAUAUUAUGUAGAGGCAAGUAAGAGCAUGACAAGCAUCACAGUCUCAGAAAAAUAACUUUAACGAGUGACCCUUAAAGCCUUCAGUAUUAUUUGCUGGUCAAUGGGUUUGGCUUCAGGAUACCCCAAAAAACAUAUGUGAGAUAAAGGCCUUCCCUGUAGGAAGAUAUGAGGUGUUAUACCUAGAUCACAAGAGAUGCCACUCUCUUGAGAGUAUUAUAGCAGACAUGUGGAGUUGCGUAACCAGGUGGGUGAGGAUCAGGUGACCUGCUGUGCGCUCCCAGAAUGCUGAGGUCCAUGACAGACAUCAGCUCACAAGCAAAACCACCUCUCACCUGCCAAUGUUUGUCUGGAGCAGGUGAUGUGCGCCAAAUUCCAGUUUAGUUUUUGGCUGUACAAAGGCAGACAGAUAUUAUUUUUGGCCAAGGAAUAUUCAGCGAAAAUAAUGUGUCCUGUCCCAGCAAUGGAUAUUGAGUUGUGUAUAUCGAUGCGGUUGCCAUCUUUUUACACAGUUGACCAUACAACAGUGUGAGCUGUUUUCAUUAAGUACUACUGGUAUAGUUACUCUUACACACAACACCUCUACUUUUACAUGACUGGCUCCCUGUGUGAGAGAUCUGCACUUUGCCUAUUAUUUGAACUCAUAGGCAAAGUGAAUUUAUCUUCACUGUGGACUCAUAGUCAUCAUCACGACAAAAUAGUUCUACAGUUAUUUGACUGACAAGGGGUUACCAUUGAAAACAUAGCCUGAAAAAAACAACACUUACCCCAGUAAUGUUCGAAUGACUGAAUAAAAAUCCAAAGGAUAUUUUUCCUGCAGAGGAGUUGUUUGGGACUGGUUGCUAAGGGCAGCACACAUCUUGUGACAGUGCGUCUUCAGCUGUGCUUUAUAAGCGCCUUUCGCUAUAGACCAGGUUUUUCUUGGUAGUGGCGUAAUGUUUUUUAGAGGGUGUAAGAUAGCAUUUUUUUUAGCUCAUGCGCCAGACCACACCUUAUGUCCUUAAUUGCCACACCCCUGGGCACAAGGUUAAAUAAAAGUGCCUUGCAGGGUGUAAGAUAGGACCCCAAGAUUCAUUCGCACAAUAUUUACAUGUAACAUUCAGGAGAAGUUUUUUUUCUAAAAAAUGUGUGUCAUUUAGGUCUGUCAGUGUGUAACACUAUUUGGAUAUUUGAUUGCUGUACAAUGCAAUAUUGGUACGUUUGUUUUCUGUUAAAUGUCUCAUUGCUGCUCAGUAUGGCCACUCCACAGUGGCUGUUGUCUUUGUUAUCCCAGUAUUAAAAACACAACACUUUCUUGGAACUUCAGUCAUUACCUCAUGCUGUAAGCAGUUAUGACCUGCCUUUACUGGCAAUUAUCUUCAGUGGUGCCAAAAAUGAACUUGCCUUCCUUCCCGUUUUCUUUUUAAUUUAAUUUCCCCCCACUUCUCCCCCCCCCCACUUCCGAGCACAUAUGAUCUGUUCAUUAAAUGUUUCUCUGUUUUUGUCUUGUGUAUGUACAACAUUUAAUAAUUGGUUUAAAAAAAACAUAUAUUUUAAAUGAAUACAAACAUUGUUUAUGGAUCUUUGGGCUCCUCCUGUUGCAUACGUAAAUUAUGUUCCAUGUAUAUAAAAACUACCGGCUUCUAUAUUUCAAGAAUAUUUAGCUUGUAUAGUGUAAAUAGCAGUUGUAGUUUGACAAUAAAAACAAAUGUAUUUGUUUUUAAAAACUC
Molecule: messenger RNA, 4894 nt
Organism: Sardina pilchardus (European sardine)
Lineage: Eukaryota; Metazoa; Chordata; Actinopteri; Clupeiformes; Clupeidae
Gene: slc38a3b
Product: solute carrier family 38 member 3b
Exons: 17
Coding region: 232-1782 (516 amino acids)
Biological process (GO): L-glutamine transport; amino acid transmembrane transport; asparagine transport
Cellular component (GO): plasma membrane
Molecular function (GO): L-glutamine transmembrane transporter activity; L-histidine transmembrane transporter activity; L-asparagine transmembrane transporter activity
Source: RefSeq, a predicted model, not a curated record